Sarcophilus harrisii (Tasmanian devil) is the source of this 2376-nucleotide messenger RNA. It is a transcript of the gene BCHE, whose product is annotated as butyrylcholinesterase. The coding region runs from base 238 to 2046 and encodes 602 amino acids. Gene Ontology annotation, molecular function: acetylcholinesterase activity. Gene Ontology annotation, cellular component: plasma membrane. The record is from RefSeq and is a predicted model, not a curated record. The transcript is spliced from 4 exons. NCBI's taxonomy places the organism in Eukaryota, Metazoa, Chordata, Mammalia, Dasyuromorphia, Dasyuridae. Gene Ontology annotation, biological process: choline metabolic process; acetylcholine catabolic process.
UUGCUCCCACCAUACCAUUAGCCUUGGAACAGAUGUCAGAAACUAAGGACGGACUGCUUCCAGAUCAGGUUGCUGCUGCCAAGUCUCGCGAGCUUUGUGUCAGUAACAGUUGAUUAGGGGCUGUCCAAUUCCCAAGCUAGGAGCAGCAGCUGCAAGGCUGCAUUUCACUGAAAUAGUAAGUGAUCCCGAGUCCUUACAAACUUUAUCAUCUUUGUGGCUGGGGAGCAGGACAUCAGGAUGAAUAGCACUGGAGCCAGUGUACCCAUCCUAUUUUUUGUUUGUUUUCUUCUACUCUGCACACUCAUCAGGAAGUGUGAGACUGAAGAAGACCUCAUUGUAACAACCAAGCAAGGAAAAAUCAAAGGAGUACAACUCCCAGUUCUUGGGGGCACGGUGACGGCAUUUCUUGGGAUUCCCUAUGGAGAGCCUCCCAUUGGUCAACUUCGAUUCCGAAAGCCAUGUCCACGGAGCAAGUGGUCUUAUAUUUGGAAUGCCACCAAAUAUUCCAAUUCUUGCUAUCAAAACAUUGAUGAUAGUUUCCCUGGAUUUCCAGGAUCUGAGAUGUGGAAUCCAAACACUGAACUUAGUGAAGACUGUUUGUAUCUUAAUGUUUGGGUUCCAACUCCCAAACCAAAAAAUGCUACAGUCAUGGUCUGGAUCUAUGGGGGUGGUUUUCAGUCUGGAACAUCAUCCUUACAUGUUUAUGAUGGCAAGUUUCUGGCUCGUGUUGAAAGAGUAAUUGUGGUUUCGAUGAACUAUAGGUUGGGUGCUCUUGGAUUUUUGGCUUUGCCAGGGAAUCCAGAGGCUCCCGGAAACAUGGGAUUAUUUGAUCAACAAUUAGCUCUUCAGUGGGUCCAAGAAAAUAUUGCAACUUUUGGUGGGAAUUCUAAAAGUAUAACUCUGUUUGGAGAGAGUGCAGGGGCUGCUGCAGUCAGUUUUCACAUUCUUUCUCCUAAAAGUCACCCAUUGUUUACAAGAGCCAUUCUCCAAAGCGGAUCUGCUAAUGCCCCAUGGGCAAUAAUGCCUCCUUUAGAAGCCAAAAACCGAACGUUAGAUUUAGCAAAAUCUCUCAGUUGUUUUAGAGGAAAUGAGACUGAGCUAAUUAAAUGUCUUCGGAAUAAAAAUCCUCAGGAAAUACUGGGAUAUGUAAAUCCCAGUCUCUCUUCAGGCUCUCUCUUAAAAAGCAAUUUUUGUCCAACUGUGGAUGGUGACUUUCUCACAGACAUGCCAGAUAACCUAAUCCAGAGGGGUCAUUUUAAACAAACACAGUUAUUAGUGGGGGUUAACAAAGAUGAAGGGACAUAUUUUUUGGUCUACGGAGCUCCAGGUUUCAGCAAAGAUAACAGCAGUAUGAUAAGUCAAAAGCAAUUCCAAGAAGGGAUAACAGAGUUUUUCCCAGGAGUGAAUGAACUUGGAGUGGAAGCCAUACAAUUUCACUACACUGGCUGGUCAGAUGAACAGUAUCCUGAAAAUUUUCGUGAUGUAAUGGAUGAUGUCGUUGGAGAUUAUAAUUUUAUAUGCCCUAUUUUGGAGUUUACCAAAAAGUUCUCUGAACUAGGGAAUAAUGCAUUUUUCUACUUCUUUGAACAUCGAUCAUCCAAAACUCCUUGGCCUGAAUGGAUGGGAGUCAUGCAUGGUUAUGAAAUUGAAUUUGUUUUUGGGUUACCUCUGGAAAGAAGAGUUAAUUACACCAAAGCAGAGGAAAUUCUGAGCCGCUCCAUUAUGAAGAACUGGGCCAGUUUUGCAAAAUAUGGAAAUCCAAAUGGGACUCAGAACAAUGGAACUAGAUGGCCAAUCUUUGGUGCCACAGAACAAAAAUAUAUUACCUUGAACACUGAAUCACCAAAAAUACACGCGAAAUUGCGUGCCCAGCAGUGCCGAUUCUGGAAAACAUUUUUCCCUAAAGUUUUGGAAAUGUCAGGAAAUAUUGAUGAAGUGGAGUAUGAAUGGAAAGCAGGAUUCCGUCGCUGGAACAGUUAUAUGAUGGACUGGAGAAAUCAAUUUAAUGAUUACACAAGGAAGAGGGAGAGGUGCGCAGGUCUCUAAUUAAUUGGCCUGGCCUUUUAGCAAUGUUCCUUUUCCUGUGGAUCAAGGCAAAUGGGCUGGUAGCUCACUUGUGAGCCUCAAAUGGAAGCUUUUCUAUAGCUAAACCAAAAUGCCAAGAGGACUGUAUUGAUUCUUCCCAUUUUUCCUUUGUAUUUUGCCUUUCAUUUCAGGAAACAAACCAUUCUACAAGCCAAACUAAAACAUAAACAUUAAAGCUUGACUAUGAAUUUAUAGGCAAAUUUCAACCUUUAGCUAUAUAAAAUUCCUUUACCCAGAAGCCUUUUAAGCUUUUUUUUUUUAAUCUUUGUAUUCUUUUGACAAAUUCUCCAU